Messenger RNA from Coccidioides posadasii C735 delta SOWgp, 4454 nucleotides. Lineage: Eukaryota; Fungi; Ascomycota; Eurotiomycetes; Onygenales; Onygenaceae. The record is from RefSeq and is a predicted model, not a curated record.
GACUUCUUCUCAAACGUUGUUAAUUGCUCGUUAAAUCUCAGGCCAACUUAAACCAUCUCCUUCACCUCAUUUAUCCCCCCAACUAACAAGUUAGUGACCACCUCACCUCCUUUUUCGAACUGUUGCUGAGCAGUCAUAUCCAAAGACAACGGGUUUAUACCGCCAUCUUCCGCCUGAUGUAUUGACACAACUCGAUCCCGAUGGCGCCCUCAACCAUUUUCUCGUUUGCUUGCCUUUCUUUCCGGGUUCGUUUACGCCGUUCGACUUUUAUUUGAGAAACAAGGUGCUGCACCAGUUUUCGCUCUGUUUUUGCCCUCACUAUCUUACCUUUUUUUUUUUUCUUCUCCCCUUCUCGGGCUAUUUUCUUUCGUUUCGUCUGGGGGGAAUUUCGAACCUAUCCUUUUAACCGUCGAUUUCUUCAAGUCGUCCUUUGAACCCGGUCUUUUCCGCUCUGGCGUCAUCGUGAAACGGGUUGGUUGUCGCAUAAGGGUCAAGGCUAGACGAGACGAAAAUCCUCUGGAAGGGCUUAUAGCAACUCCCCUCAGGGUUUAUUGGGAGUUGUUCGUCUCGAGUAGCGGGUCAAGAUGAAGUUUGGAAGGAAUUUACCCCGUAAUAUGGUGCCGGAAUGGAGUGCCAGCUACAUCAAAUACAAGAGCUUGAAGAAGCUCAUCAAGUCCGCGAUCCAGGCGAAGAAAAAUGGAGAGGAGCCUGAUCUGGCUGGCUUCUUCUAUUCCCUCGACCGAAACCUCGAAGAUGUGGAUCAAUUCUACAACAAAAAGUUUGCAGAUUGUUCCCGUAGAUUGAAGCUGCUUGAAGACCGCUUCGGUCACUCGGUGAUGCCUUCACACCGGCUUGAUGCUGAAGAUUUGGAUGAUCUUUUGGCCGCUUUGUUGGAGCUGCGUGGACAGCUGAGAAAGUUACAAUGGUACGGCGAGGUGAAUCGUCGAGGAUUCAUCAAAAUCACCAAGAAGCUGGACAAAAAGCUCCCCGGUGCGCAGGCGCAAAUGAGAUACUUGCCCACCAAGGUUGAUCCGUCGCCGUUUGCAACCAACGCUCGGCUGACGAACCGUAUGAAAAUUGUUAACGACUGGUUGUCGGUGCUCGGAGACGAAAAAUCCAUGGACGAUGCCAGUUCGACCCACUCUUCUCUAUCUUUGAAGAAAGUGCCGUCUCGCCAGAGCCUAAACCUCCCUGCAAGCCUGCUUAAUGCUGUCGAUGAGGCUCUCCGUAGGGAUGACACCCACAUCCUUUUAGAGCUACUGCAGACAUUAAAGAUCGCGGCCGAUGAUCUUGGCGACAAUGUAUACCCCAGAGUAUUGAAAUCACUUUUGCAGCGAUCGAUUUUUAACCGUUCAAAGGCGUGCCUCAUUGCUUUGCUUGGAAAGCUUGAAAACCUUGACGAAGAAGAUGAUAUUAACAAACGCAACUGUAUCCAUCGAUUAGUGAUCUCUAUUGGAAGAUCACAAACAACCGCCGAUUCUGACACCUCUGCAUCUACGGUUCUUAACUUCCCCGUUGAUAACUCGAAUUAUAUAACUCCGGCGGCUCCGCCCUCUCUUGUACCUCAGGUCCCCGUGACAAAGGAGGCAGACCAAUCCACGAUUUUGCAGCGUGAUGACCCUUCUGUCGCAUUUCUCGAGUACUUGCUAGACAAUCUCCAGCCCCGCCAUCGUUCUGCUUUGCUGGCCAAAGACAUCUCUGGCCGCACCCCGUUGCAUUACGGUGCGCAGUAUGGGUUCAAGGUUGUCUGCGAAGUGAUCAUCGAGCACCUUCAGGCAUGGGAUAUGUUUGAUGUCUCGGAAGGCAUCGACGGCCCUAACUGGCAAGACGAAGAAGGUUGGGCCCCUUUACAUCUGAGCGUCGUUCGAGGGCACCCUCUCACGACCCGGGCUCUCCUCGAUGCGGAGAACUGGAGGGGCAGGAGCGAGGAAAAGGCGGCCAUCCGGAAACACGUUUCCAAAUCUAGUGCCGUUCUCGCUUUGGCUACGAAAGCGAACUUCAUUGACAUUGUCCAGCUCUUGGUUGACGCCGACGUUGAUAUCAAUUAUCAAGAUGACCAAGGAGAAACUGCCUUGCAUGUUGCUGCUCGGUUCGGCCACGAGAAAUGUGCGAAAGCGCUUCUCGAAGGCACAGAGCACCAAAAGGCAAACACAGAGCUUGCGGAGAACACCUACUCCUGGACACCCUUAUUCAUUGCUUGCGUCGAUGGAAAUAUUGGUGUUGUCCAACUUUUGAUUGAAGCUGGUGCUGACCUCGAGAGACCUGAUUCUUCAGGAUGGACUGCCAAAGAACAUGCUGCACUCAGAGGGCAUAUUUCGAUCGCUAAGCUUUUGGCAGAAGCUACAUCCACCACCGAAUGUUGCAGCGAGUCCGAUGUUUCUGUGCCCACUACCCUCUCUUCGUCUCCGCCGCUUCAAUCCUCCCUGGCCGAUCGCAAAUCCAACACCAAUGGAAAUGGUCGGCCCGCGGAGGCCAUUAAGACCUUUGGCCAUAGAUAUUUGACUGAUGAGAGCAUGGUCUUGGUCAGUCUUGGGACAAUGGACAUGAGGAAGCACAUUCCGGCGGUCAACCUUGACCGCAUUCCCAUGGCAAAUGCACAUCUUACUCAACUUGACACUGCUCUAUCCAUCGUUGUUUCUGCAAGUGGUGCUCAUGGUGAACCAGAGAUCAUUGACCUGCCGAUCCAGGAUAACCUGUCUACCGAACCUAUUGUUUUCCAUUCCGCCGAUGCGACCAAGGCGAAGAUUAUUUUUGACCUGGUCCCAACUUAUGCUGGGUCAAAAGAUCGUGUCCUUGGAAGAGGAGUUGCAUUGUUAUCCAGCAUCAAGCCUCACGUGGGAUCUAAGCGCAUCAGUCUCCAAGGCGACUCCACCGUGCCCAUUAUCGCUGCCAACACCCUUGACGUUAUCGGGUCGGUUACGUUCAACUUCUUGAUCAUUACUCCGUUUUGUCAUCCGAAGAUGUCGGUCACGGAGGAUCAGACGUACUGGAAGACCAUGGCUUCGACAAUGGUUAUCGGACAUCGAGGUCUUGGAAAGAACAUCGCUGGCCGGAAAUCAUUGCAGUUGGGGGAAAACACGGUCCAGUCCUUUAUCGCUGCUGCAAACCUUGGAGCAUCUUAUGUUGAGGUGAAUAUUCAGCUGACCAAAGAUCAUGUUCCUGUUAUCUAUCAUGACUUUUUAGUCAGCGAGACAGGAAUUGAUGCCCCGGUGCACACCCUUACUUUGGAACAAUUCUUGCAUGUCAGCGACGGUCGAACUCCCCGUGCAACUCAGAAUACCAAGAGCGCUCGAAGUGCUAAUCCGUCGCUGGACAAUUUGCGAGAGGCUCCUAUACGGCAGAGAUCUAUGUCGGUUGGUGAAGAAUUGGGUGUGCCAAACUUUGAUGAGAGGAUGAAGCAUACCAGAGAUUUUAAGAAAAAGGGAUUCAAAGGCAACACACGCGGAAGUCAUAUUCAAGCCCCUUUCGCCACGCUCAGGGAUUUAUUCAAAGAGCUACCGAAAUCGGUUGGUUUCAACAUGGAAAUGAAAUACCCUAUGCUUCACGAAAGUGAGGAAGAAGAGAUGGACACCUACGCUGUCGAGCUUAAUUCAUUUGUCGACACCGUGCUCACCACCGUCUACGAUCUCGGCGAAGGUCGCAACAUGAUUUUCUCAUCGUUUAAUCCAGACAUCUGCCUGCUUCUUUCCUUCAAACAGCCCUCUAUCCCUGUCCUGUUUUUGACAGACUCGGGAGUCGGGGCUGUCGGAGAUAUCCGCGCGAGUAGUUUGCAGGAAGCGAUUCGCUUUGCGUCCAGGUGGAAUCUCUUGGGCGUUGUCACGACGGCAGAACCACUAGUGAUAAGUCCCAGAUUGGUGAAGGUGGUGAAAGAGUCUGGAUUGGUUUGCGUCUCGUACGGGGUGGCGAAUAAUGAUCCGGCGAACGUCAAGUUACAAGUCAACGAGGGCAUCGACGCGGUUAUCGUCGACAGCGUUCUCGCUAUUCGGAAAGGUUUGACGGAGGCGGAGAAUCAGGUUACUUCGUCCUAGUUUUUGGCAUAGCUGUUAUGAUACGGCAGCCUGCUCUAAUGUGUUGUUGAAAGAUUUUUUCUACACUUACGCGCGGUUCUUAUUCAGCGAGUCUGCCAGCCCUGAUGGUGCAUCAAGUCUGGGAGUCGGUUUAGUCGAGGAGUUUUCAAAUACCUGGCUCGAGUUGUUGGCUUUUGUCAAGCUCUGCUCAAGCUUUGUUUUUCUUAUUUGGGAUUUCGUUUUAUCCUUUUUUCUUUUUGAUACCCAAACUUAAGCCAAGAGUAUAUGGGACAUGGCGCCAUGUGUAGGUGAUCACUUUAACAUGCCGACCUAUAGACGACUACCCAUGCUUCCUUUUCAUUCUCACUGGAAACCCUCUUCUUCUACAUGUACGUCGAGAAAGACCUCACAGACAAGGCCAACUUGCUCAAGAAACCAGACUCAGCG